This is a messenger RNA of Centropristis striata (black sea bass), 934 nucleotides long. It is a transcript of the gene lsm7, whose product is annotated as LSM7 homolog, U6 small nuclear RNA and mRNA degradation associated. Gene Ontology annotation, molecular function: RNA binding. The coding region runs from base 223 to 549 and encodes 108 amino acids. Lineage: Eukaryota; Metazoa; Chordata; Actinopteri; Perciformes; Serranidae. The record is from RefSeq and is a predicted model, not a curated record. The transcript has 3 exons. Gene Ontology annotation, cellular component: Lsm1-7-Pat1 complex; U2-type prespliceosome; spliceosomal tri-snRNP complex. Gene Ontology annotation, biological process: nuclear-transcribed mRNA catabolic process; mRNA splicing, via spliceosome.
CGUUUGGUUUUCGCUUUCAUUCAAAUAUCUUUGAACCUUUGCAGCCAUAAAUAUUAUCAUGAAUAUUUUAAGCUACCAAUUGUUUUAUCCAACAUGAACUGAGAUGUCGAACAAAUAUGCUAAACUAACGUGGCGUUUUUUCUCUCCUUUGCUAACUUGGCUAGUCUAGCAGAGCUAACCUCCGGCUAAGUGUUUGUUAGCUUACAUGUGACUUACAAACAAAUGUCGCUUCGCUCUGUGCAGGAUAAAGAAAAGAAGAAGAAGGAGAGCAUCUUCGACUUGUCCAAAUACAUCGACAAGCCGAUUCGUGUGAAGUUUCAAGGAGGACGAGAGGCUAGCGGUGUCCUGAAGGGUUUUGAUCCUCUGUUGAACCUGGUACUGGACGGCACAAUCGAGUACAUGCGUGAUCCAGACGACCAGCUGAAGCUGACAGAAGACACCAGGCAGCUGGGGCUGGUGGUGUGCAGAGGAACCUCCGUAGUGCUAAUCUGUCCUCAGGACGGCAUGGAGGCUAUACCAAACCCUUUCAUACAGCAACAGGACGGCUAACACACAGUCUGUUUCCGGCUGAUUUACACACACACACACACACACACACACACAAAUACAACAAUGCACACACAUGAACAUUUUGUGUAGUUUUUUUGUUGUUUAAUUUUUAAAAACAAAUUAUAACAAACGUAAUAAUGCGUCCAACUAAACAAAUUUCUGUUUAAAAUCAUAAGUUGAUCAGCUAGAGGACACUUGAAAGCACUUUGCUUUGUUUCUGUCUGUGCUGUGCAGGUUUGCAAAGAUUUGAGUUGUGAAGAGCCCACAAGUUUGGGAAGUGUUAAUAGAACCAUUUUCUUUUUAUCCACAAAAAGAAACUUUUUUACUAUUCUUUGUUGUUUUUGAUAAGAAAAUAAAAUUAAAAUGUAUGUAAAGAGUUGCUAAA